This is a messenger RNA of Microdochium trichocladiopsis, 372 nucleotides long. RefSeq lists its product as uncharacterized. NCBI's taxonomy places the organism in Eukaryota, Fungi, Ascomycota, Sordariomycetes, Xylariales, Microdochiaceae. The transcript is spliced from 2 exons. The record is from RefSeq and is a predicted model, not a curated record. The coding region runs from base 1 to 372 and encodes 123 amino acids.
AUGCCGCCCUUCUGGCCAUUCCUGCUAUCGUACCUCCACCCAGAGUUCUAUGACGCCACGCUCAAGCUGGGCGCCAGGGGCGUUGUCGUCGAGCGCAUAGACGUGUCCGAGCGGCCUCUAUACCCUAUCCCUUCCGCACUGACAACUGAAUUAGCAGCAGCAGAAGCAGCAGCAGAUGUAACACCACGUAGCGCGAAGCUGUACAUCUCCGGCGGCCCCUGGAUCCGCGAGGCCGCCCCUUCCCACUGGACUUUUGCCGCGCAGGCCAUUCGCGAAACUGGGCUGGACGUGCUUCUUCCGAUUAACCCGUUUAUCUUGCGUCCCACGGCCAUGAUAGCAGAGCUCUUCGACGGGCCGAUUACCAGCAUCUAG